AAAAAGGUGGAUGCUAAACUGACUCAAGCCCUAUUCUUCAAGCAUGUUCCGUCCAUGUAUGGAGACAUUGUUCCAAAGAUACCCUUCAGAGAGUUCUUCGACUACAAGUUCCAGAUAACGGUGGAUGGUAUGGUGUCGGCUUAUAGAGUGCCUUUUAUCUUGGGUGGACCAAGUGUUGUCUUCAAACAGGACUCAUUCUUCUACGAACAUUUCUACGCAGACAUAGAACCGUGGGUUCACUACGUUCCCUUCAACCACAACCUCAACAACCUGAUACAGCGCCUGAACUGGGCCCAGGAAAACGACCACUUGGCGCACAUCAUCUCAGAGAACGCCAGGCAUUUUGUCAGAACUGAACUAAAACCGAGCGAUGUUUACUGUUAUGUUUACAGACUUUUUAACCGGUAUGCUGAGAAGCAGUACGGAAAGGUUGAGGUGAGGAAGGGAAUGCACGAGCUGUCAAAAAAGAGAUCAUGCUUUAAGUGCCCUUACAAUACACUCAACAAGUCGGAAUUGUAGUGGAAAGCAUCACACAGAACAAUUUGUAAGCAGAUUGGUUUGACAGAUCACUAAAUGAAUGUAUGAAAGCAAUGGGUACAGGCUAGAGUGGUAUAGUUUCUGAUACCGAAUAUUAUUAUUACUCAAUUGGAUUGUUAACAUCACAAUUUAUGAUUACCCACUUUAUUUAUUAUGUAAAUAACGUGUGCUUCAUGAUUCAAAUAGAUGUAUAUUUACUUAUCAGCUCAGCUCUCCUAUGAACACGUUCCAAAGAUCUAAAGAUCGAACAACACAAAUCGAUGAAUGAGGUGCCCAAUCGAAACCAUUUAAACAAAGAUUUUAAAAGCAGUAGUAUGGUAUUGAGAGUAAAAACGUCAUUCCAAAAGAAUUGUUUUGAGAAGAGGAAAAAAAGCGAUUAAAACAUUAUUUUAAAACUAUUAAUAUUUGCUUAAACACAAAAUAAAUAUUUAAUCAUGUUGGCGAACAACAAAAUCUGUGGCAUUUUAAAUCUAUCCUGUCACA
Messenger RNA from Bolinopsis microptera, 1020 nucleotides. RefSeq names its product protein O-glucosyltransferase 2-like. Lineage: Eukaryota; Metazoa; Ctenophora; Tentaculata; Lobata; Bolinopsidae. Gene Ontology annotation, molecular function: glucosyltransferase activity. Bases 55 to 519 code for a protein of 154 amino acids. The record is from RefSeq and is a predicted model, not a curated record. The transcript has 2 exons. Gene Ontology annotation, cellular component: endomembrane system.